This is a messenger RNA of Lytechinus pictus (painted urchin), 4726 nucleotides long. RefSeq lists its product as uncharacterized. Lineage: Eukaryota; Metazoa; Echinodermata; Echinoidea; Temnopleuroida; Toxopneustidae. The transcript has 4 exons. Gene Ontology annotation, biological process: regulation of transcription by RNA polymerase II. Gene Ontology annotation, cellular component: nucleus. Gene Ontology annotation, molecular function: protein dimerization activity; DNA binding. Bases 19 to 2166 code for a protein of 715 amino acids. The record is from RefSeq and is a predicted model, not a curated record.
GCGAAGAGAGUCUAACAAAUGACCCCAAUCGAUGAGCAGCGCGUGGCCCCUGUUCGUAUACGGUUCGUACGUGACUGCUGCAUGAUACAAGCUGUCCUUCCGUCGGAUUUUCAUCAGGAAUCGAUCACAUUUUACUCAUAUUUACAACAACCCUUGAUAUCGAGGUCUUUAGAAAUGAAAAGGAGCAGUCCCCAGGCUGGUCGGAGUGGCAAAAUUCUGAGCCCUCGAUCCUCAGUAUGGCAAUUUAUGGAGCUGAACAGAGAAACUCGCAGAGCACGGUGUCGCUUUUGCGAAAAGAUAUUGGCUUACACAGGAGGCACGACAAACUUGCGCUAUCACUUGACUGCAGCUCAUUCCAUGGAAGAAUUUGAGGUUAUUGGUCCUUCAGCAAAGAUAUUCAAGCCUGGUGGAAGGACCCCAGGAUCUGGAAAGAAAAAAAUCCCAAAGCUCAAGGAUCACCCAUCGACAUCCAGGACCUCAGCCAUCAAAGAUCUCAAGAAAACUCCAACGAAACUGACACCAGUACCAGAAGAAAUGCCCAACACUCCACCAUCAACUUCAUCUGAACAUCUAACAAUGCCCAGUCUGAGUCCAAUCAAGGCCAAUAUCCAGAAGCAGAAGAUGGACGAAGGUGAGAUGGUCAUCGCUCCCAAACUCCUGCACAUGAUGGCCCAGAGUCUGCAGCCCUUGAGUUUCAUCUAUUCCGAAGGCUUCAGGUCCUACAUGAGGUCUAUUGAGCCCGUCCACAAAAUCCCACGCAAGCAGAAGUUGCUGAACAACCUAAUUGUCAUGUAUGAAGAGACUAAGAUACAACUGAAAGAAAUUCUGGCUGAAGAAGUAGGCUACUUUUCUCUUGUGUAUGACCUUUGGAGCGGCAGUGACCAGGAGCUGUAUACAACGGUCCGCAUUCACUACUUAACAAAUCAGUGGGAGCGCAAAAGCUAUGUCCUAGGCACUGAGCAUGUUUCAAGGGCUGAAACCAACAACAAUGAGAUCUGCCUGUACAUUAAUGAUCUAAUGUUCCAGUACGGCUUGCCAUCAGAGCACCUGGUGGCAAUCCUCAACCGGCAAGGGAUGAUGAAGCCAACCGCCAUGGAAGUUGGGGCUACGUUGGUCUGUGAGUCUAUGGGUUGUGCAGCAGAGAAGCUCGAGAUGUGUGUCCUGGAAGCGUUCAAAGUUCCUGAGGUGAGGGCCGUGGUAGAGCGGGCAGGUAAACUGGUGAGCUACCUCAUCUUUGAUGAGGAGGCCAACAGACUACUGCAGGAGCUGAAGGAGAGUGAUCCUGGUAAACUGAUGAUUGAUCUGGUGCAAGAUCAUAGAGGUAGUUGGAUUGCCACAUCUGAGAUGCUCUUCAAGUUGAUGGCCCUCAGACCUGUUGUAGAGAGAGUUUGUGGUCUUGAUCCAAAGAGUGAGGAAUUGCUUCUCGGUGAACCGCAAUGGAGGUUGGCAGAGAAGCUUGUUAGCUCACUUCAAAUCCUGAGGGCUGCUCUGGCAGUCAUGAGCAAGGACAGGACUGGAUCUGUUUCAUGUCUUCUUCCUGUGGUCCACAGUAUUCUUCAGCACUGUGAGGAUUCCAGUCAUGGGCCAAACUCACCCAUGGAAAGGUUCUUGAAGACCAUAGGUAGGGAGACCAGAAGCAAAUGGGACCUGACCGCCAUCCUGCCCUCGUCCGUGCCUAUGCUUGCUGCAUUGCUCGAUCCCCGCUUCAAGAAGCUGAAGUUCAUCGCCGAGGAGGACAAGGUGGAUGUCCUACUUGCGCUCAAAAGUGUCAUGCUGGCCAGUCCGGGUGUUGCCGAUGGAGAAGGUGGAAAUAACCAGUCGGGUGAUUCAAAGGAAUCAUCCCCGUUCUUGUGCUUGUUUGGUAAUGGAGAAGAGGAAGGUGUUCCAGACAAGCUAGAUAUCGACAGUGAGAUCAACAGCUACAUGGACUUUCCUGCUCUGAGGCACGACUCCUGUCCGUUGGACUGGUGGAGGGUCAACAGGAGCAGGUUUCCAAACCUUGUCAAGCUGGCCAAGCAGUUUCUUUGUAUGCCUGCCAUUGCCCAGCCUAUGAGUGACAUCAUGGCCGGAGCAACCAUGCUGGAUUUGAAGAGGGCUGUUUUGGAAACUGAAGUUAUAGCACCACUCAUCUUCCUCAAUCACAACUGGUCAUUGACCCAGCUAUAAGAACCUUAUUGACUCUCCUAUCUUGGACACAGAUCAAAUGGAAGGAGAUUGACCGUUAUCUAUGUGAUGCACUUGACAAUUCAGAACUCUGCCUUCAUUCCUGGUACUGUAUUCAACAUUGGAAAUUUGUGUGUAAAUAUUGACAAUUGUAUAAAUUUUAAAAGAUUAUGUGCUUCUCUGUAUACAUGUAGUUUUUACAUUUUCAACUUUUUUUUUUUGAGUGUUUUUUUUUUACAUAUGAAUUCCUAACAUUUUUACUUUAAUCAAUUUUUCUCAUUGACUUGGAUCAUGAGUAAGCACUACAUAAUCAGAUUUUAUUUACACUUUAUUGCUGACAGGCACCUGUAAAAGCGAGAAAUUGUUAUAACAUGUCUCCUACUCUUUUACUUAGGCUUUGGCCUUGGAUAAAUUAUGCUGUUUGUGUUGUGGGAAAAUGUACAAUAUCUAUACAUCCCAAACUUGAACCCAGGCUUGUAAUGAAUAAACAUCUCUUUAAGUUAUUGUUGAGCUAUCAAUAACACCAUCAUUCUAACCCAAAAGUUGUUUUUUAGCUCAGUUCAGUCACCUGAUUCUCAACACCAAACUCAAACACUGUACACUGUAUUUUAAAUAAUUCAGUGUCGUUUAAAACUAUGUGCCAAAUAUAUCUAUGCUAGGAUGUAAGCCUUGCUGUAGGAACAAAGUCAGGAAAAUGUUCCAAAUAAAAAAAUGUCUAUUUGAUCUAGAGACUUUGAGAUAUACACAGAGUGAGUCUCAGUGGAGUAUAUCUUAGAUGAUCAAGUUUCAUUGGUAAACUUAAGUUCAAUUGGUAUCUCAAAAGCCAAUACCAGGGAUUGCUUCCAAAAGCUGUUGAUAAGUUAUUAGUCAUGCACUAAUUUUACACAUGAAUGAUGUCCUGUUCUCGUUUUACGCAAUGGUAGCCAAUUUGCUAUAUUUUGACUUUUGCCGAAUCAUAAUUCUGAUUCGGCUGCUUGUUAAGCCCUGCGCACAUUCUGCGAUCCAUUGUGAUCUAAAUUUCAAAGAUAUUGUAAUAACAUUUGAUAUGAAGAUUCCAACCAAUGGAAUCUUAGCGAUCAGAGUUCAGAAUAGUGGUAGGACUACUGAAAUCAAAAUUCAGUCUAGUUCGAGCCUCCCUGUAAGAAUGAAAGCAAAUUAAAUUCCAAAUCGUAAUGACGUCAACAUCGGCUGCGACUUGAAGCCGAUCUGGAUAACAGGGCUUGCCGCAAAGCAAAAUUGUGAUUUUAUUAUUCCUAGCAUUAUGCCAAACUUCAAAUAAAAUAGUUUUACUUCUUGGAACUUUUUAUUUUAAAAAUUGCGUCGCAUCGGAUCGCAUAUUGUGCGCUGGGCUUUAGCAACAAGAAUUUAAUCUAUAAAGAUCACAUUAUACUUGAAGCUAAUGGGAAUAAAAUUGAUCUGAAAAUCUGAUUUGAUAACCAAGAACAUGUCAUCAGUCAUACGCCAGUGUCUUACAAACAGCUUUAAGGAACACCACCAAGAAGUGAUAUAUUUUCACAUGUAGGGGAAAAUGUCUUAGUAGGACCUACAAGAAAACUCCUUCAACUUGCAUUGAGUACUGUGUUUUUAUCCAUGUACAUAUUUUAAAAUUUUGAUUUAAGUAUCUACAAAGAAAUAUUUAUUUUGAAUGUACUGCUGCUGCUGCAUGAGCUUUUGAAUGUUUUGUGAAUAAUUUCAAAUUUUCUAAAAGAGAGUACUAUAUGCCUUUAAAAUGUGAGCAGCCUUACAGCUUCUGUUAGGUCAUUUAUACGGCUCAUUCUCGCAUUUUCAGAAUAUUUCUGGGAUAUGCUUCACUGUGUAGAUCCUCAAGAAUAAAGAUGUUAAAUGUUUGAUUUUAUCUGGCAUAUAUUUCCAAUUUCAUUGUAGGCAAAUUUAUAACAGGUUCAAUCUACAUUUGGGUUUUCUCUGAUGAAUGCAGAUAUUCGAGUUUAUUCUCACUACCAGUACUUCCCCCUCUCUGUAAAACUUUGUGAAGCUCCAGAAUUUCAAUUUUUAAUUUUUGAAGUAGGCAUUAACACAUUCUAGAAUUCCACAGGAACGGAUAGAAAUUGAUUCAAACUUGCACUGGUCUGGAAGACCUAAAAAACAAUAGUUUGGUAUCAUUUUGCUCAUUUAAAGAUCGAUUGCAUGAUUUGCAUCUGACUGUAAAUUCUGAGAUCAGAAAAGUUGAAAAAGUAAUAUUGAAGGAGCACGAUGGUUAAAAAUGAAAUUGAACUUGGAUGAAAAAUAACAAACUUCUGUCAAUUUUCCACCCGUAAUUGGCUAACAAGCACUGGUGUCUGUUACUCUGGUGACUGUCCUUAAAAAAAAUGGCCUUUCAUGAAAUGCUCCCCUAAUUGUGGGAAUCCUCAUAUAUUGUGCUUCUUAUUAAUUCGUUCGAGAGAGAGAGGGCGCAAGGGGAAAUGCACUGUCCAUCCAAAUCUAAAUUUGAAGUUGUACAUAGUUGUGCUGCCUUCAAUAAAUAGAUGAAUAAGCAGUGAACUUGCUCAUGCACACAGUAGCUAGUUUGUGAUAAUACAUCUCCAUCGCCUUUUUUGUCAUGGAA